AUGCCGACAAACGUUCAGUUCGCGAAUCCACCCCUGCCGACGGGGAUAAAUUUGCCCAACAUCUCGGUACCUCCACCGACUGCUCCAAAUUUAUCAGCACCACCUCCAAAUUUGACUAGGAUAAACACCGCGCCUGGAGGAUUCCAGUCUCAACAACAGCAGAGGUUUCUCAAUCACCGGGACAACACUCGGGAAUUUUUCAAGCCCUUCCGACCUUAUCAUGCCCCGAAGAUUGUUUCGGGGAGCCAGGAUGCUCUCCAAGACGAGUUUGAUGGCAAGAGAUUGAGAAAGUCGGUCAUGAGGAAGACAGUGGAUUAUAAUUCAACUAUAAUUAAGACUCUGGAGAAUCGUAUAUGGCAACGAGACUUCCGUGACAGAUGAUCUCUUCAGCCGGACGUAAUGUAUUACCCAGACCUCUUACCACCUUCGAGUUACGAUGACAAUUCAAUCAACGCCGUAACCACGAGGUUCGUUAAAACGGCGACGAACAAGAUGCGUUGUCCUAUUUUUUGUAUGGCCUGGACUCCAGAAGGUCGACGACUGGUCACUGGAGCUUCAAGUGGUGAAUUUACCCUCUGGAACGGUCUUACCUUCAAUUUCGAAACGAUUCUUCAGGCACACGACAACCCGAUUAGGACGAUGGUUUGGUCACACAACGAAAGCUGGAUGGUGACCGGGGAUCACUCGGGGUACGUCAAGUACUGGCAAACCAACAUGAACAACGUCAAGAUGUUUCAGGCCCACAAAGAAGCGGUUAGAGGAUUCAGUUUCAGUCCAACGGAUCACAAAUUGGCGACUUGCAGUGACGAUGGCUCCGUCAGAAUUUGGGACUUCCUACGCUGUUAUGAGGAGAGAACUCUCAAAGGUCAUGGUUCUGAUGUAAAAUGUGUCCAUUGGCAUCCCCAAAAAAGUCUAGUCGUCUCUGGAAGCAAAGACAAUCAGCAGCCAAUAAAAUUAUGGGAUCCAAGAACUGACCAAGAGCUGGUGACGUUGCACGCUCACAAGAGUACAGUUAUGGAUAUUAAAUGGAACGACAACGGAAAUUGGUUGGUGACAGCGUCGAGGGAUCACUUGUUGAAGCUUCAAGUGUCGCUUGGCACCCGAGUCAUGAAGGUCUUUUCUGUAGUGGAGGUACCGACGGCGCUAUUCUCUUUUGGCACGUUGGAGCUGACAAAGAAGUAGAUGCGAUUGAGCAAGCUCAUGACAGUAUCGUUUGGACAUUAGCAUGGCAUCCGCUAGGACAUAUUCUUUGCUCUGGUAGCAACGACCACACUUCGAAAUUCUGGACCCGGAAUCGUCCAGGAGAUCUCAUGAGUGAUAAAUAUAAUCUUAAUACCCUGCCUGCUGGAGCAGCUGGCAUUGAUGAUCAUGAAAUUGCUGAUGAAGCUGCAGUGAUACCUGGAAUGGGUCCUGAGGACAAAAUAAACGAAUUCGACCUUGAACAGUCGAUGGAAGAAGACACUUCUCAAGGAAUAUUUGGCUUGGAUCUCGAUCAAGCGGCAGAAGAAAGUAAAAAACUCGCAGCAAGUAAGAAAGUACCGUACAGCAAGCCUAUUCCCCGGAACUUCCAAGCACAGUGGAAUGAAAUGGAAGCUGAGGAUCCAGAGCAAGUAGAGGCGUUGAACGCUAUUGUCAAUCAGUUGAUUGAAACUACACCUGGAACAGUGCCUUUAAAUGAAGUCGCUCCUAAUGCUAUUAUUUUAUACGGAAAAAUAAUUCCUGUUGAACCUGGAUCAAAACUUUCCGAAGCGAUUGUAAAAGGCAACAACGCGAUAAAUAAAUUAAUAACAGCAGGUGAAAUAGAAGAACUGAGAGACGUUGCAAUAAACUUGCCUGAAGAACCAGAAAUAGAGGAAGACUAUUUGCAAGACGAAGGCGAAAUAGACUACACUAAAGUUCCAAAUGUAGAUUUACCACCGCCACUGCCUAGUUCAAAGUUUGCUCAAAAUCCGGAAUUAUUGAAAGCGCUCAACUACGGAGGGAAGCGUAAGUUUGAUCAGUUGAUCGCGUGGACUGAAGCAAAUCCAACUGACCGAGGAAAUAAAAUGCACCAACCGGUGUUUGGAGCCGGUGGAAUGUCUGAUGAUUCAUUGUCGAAUAAUGACAGUGAUCUAAGGCUAAUGCCUGGUAUGAAGAACCCUCAAGACAUUAACUACUUUGCAAAUCAAGAUGAGGAUCUCAGAAGAAUCAAUAAUGUAGAUAACCGAGGAGGAAUGGGUCGGGAUGAGGACAAGAGGAUGAAUGUCGCUUCAGCAAGUGGCCCAGGAAGGCCACCGGGUAUGAUGAUGAAUGAAUUCGACAUACGCAAUUCAUUUGACAUGAGAAAUUCGUACGGUGAUAAGGACUUUAGGCAUUUAGAACCUCCUCCGAUGAUCGGAUGGUUCAAAAAGUCCUCCAUGGAUGGCAAUGACAAUUUUGGAAGUGGAGACAUGGAUCGCGAUGGACGGCAACGAUCAUGGGACGACGACAAAGGAAAGAACAGCAACGACAGCGGGCGUUCUAACUUCGAUAAGCGCGAUAUGUCUUCAAAUAUGCAGAACAACAGCAUGCAAAUGUCGAUGGGAAAUAUGCCUUCAGGAAAUAUGGGAUCAAACCACCACAACAUGCAGAAUAUCAGCCCCAACAUGCCCCCGUCGAUGAUGUCAACGAUGCCUCCCCAUCACCAGCAGCACCACCAGAUGAAUCAUCUUUCUAAUAUUAAAAAUAAAAAUAAUUCCAACAUGAUGAGAGGCAAUGACAACAGCGGCCCGAUGCCGCCACACAUGAUGCACAUAUCCAACUUUGGACCCAAUGGACCUUCACCGAUGCCUCCCAACUUCAGGCCUAACUUCCGACCGCCCAAUGGGAACUACGGACCCAACCACCCACCCUACAGACCCAAUCCCAUGUCUCCUUUUGUUCCUAGUCAAAAUAUGCCGUUCAAUAACAAUGUCCCUCCGCCGAAUUUCCGCGGUCCCAAUCCUGGAAACAAUCAGAUGUCCAACUUUGACCGUCCGCCCGGCUUCGGACCAAAAUUCCGCAUGUCUGGAAACCAAUCUGAACACGGCUCCGGCGGGGGCAAUUUUAAUUCUGGGUAUGGAAAGAAUUACAACAACAGCGGAGGCGGUGGGGGUAAUAAUGGGCAGCAGCGGCAGCGGUAAUAAUUCUGGAGGAAAUACCCUAUUAUAUAUAUACAUGCAUAAAUAUUAAUAAUAAUAAUAUUGAUAUUAAUAAGUAC
Cotesia congregata is the source of this 3217-nucleotide messenger RNA. The record is from the annotation of a GenBank genome assembly. NCBI's taxonomy places the organism in Eukaryota, Metazoa, Arthropoda, Insecta, Hymenoptera, Braconidae.